This is a messenger RNA of Rubroshorea leprosula, 408 nucleotides long. Lineage: Eukaryota; Viridiplantae; Streptophyta; Magnoliopsida; Malvales; Dipterocarpaceae. The record is from the annotation of a GenBank genome assembly.
ACUUUAUUCGCGUCGCUGAAAGUAAUAACUUUAUUCCAGGUCGUGCUUUGAGUUUGGUAUGCAAGAAGAACAAUUAAUCCUGACUCUACACAGAUCUGAUUGCAACGGUGAAGAUCUAGAAGGUUAUGCUGGUGCAGGCCUUUAUUAUAGUGUGCCUAUGGAUGAAGAAGAGAAAGUUGUUAUUGAUUACUCCUCUGAUCCAUUGAUUAUUGAUGGGAACUUCCGAUAAUCAAUCCUCUCUACCAUUGCCCGUGCGGGAAGGACAAUUGAGGAGCUCUAUAGAUCUCCACAAGACAUUGAAGGCGUAAUCAGGGAAGGGAAAUUCUGUGUUGUCCGGAACAGACCCCAGAUGUGAUCAUCCGCUUUCUUUUCAUUUCCUUUUCCUUUCCAUAAAUCAUUUUGGUGUGA